This is a messenger RNA of Hirundo rustica (Barn swallow), 6945 nucleotides long. It is a transcript of the gene CLMN, whose product is annotated as calmin. Gene Ontology annotation, cellular component: cytoplasm; nuclear outer membrane; meiotic nuclear membrane microtubule tethering complex. The transcript is spliced from 13 exons. Gene Ontology annotation, biological process: nuclear migration. Bases 43 to 2694 code for a protein of 883 amino acids. NCBI's taxonomy places the organism in Eukaryota, Metazoa, Chordata, Aves, Passeriformes, Hirundinidae. Gene Ontology annotation, molecular function: actin filament binding. The record is from RefSeq and is a predicted model, not a curated record.
CGCCGGCUCCCGCCGCCCCCCUGGCCCCGGCCCCGCGUCCCCAUGGCCGGGCAGGAGUGGGACUGGUUCCAGCGCGAGGAGCUCAUCGGGCACAUCAGCGACAUCCGAGUGCAGAACCUCCAAGUCGAACGCGAAAAUGUACAGAAGAGGACCUUUACCAGAUGGAUAAACCUGCAUUUGGGAAAGUGCAAGCCUCCUUUGAAAGUGAAAGACUUGUUUAUUGAUAUACAGGAUGGCAAAAUCUUGAUGGCGCUCCUGGAAGUCCUGUCAGGACAAAAGCUGAUGCACGAAUACAAAUCUUCAACCCAUCGCAUUUUUCGUUUGAACAACAUAGCGAAAGCACUUAAGUUCUUGGAGGACAGUAAUGUAAAGCUUGUUAGCAUCGAUGCAGCAGAAAUAGCAGAUGGAAAUUCCUCUCUGGUACUUGGACUAAUAUGGAAUAUAAUCUUGUUUUUCCAGAUUAAGGAGCUUACAGGCAACCUCAACAGGAACUCCUCCUCCUCCAGCCUGUCCUCUGGGCCCAGUGGUCCAGAAUCAGACACAUCCCCCAGCACUCCCAGCGUGGAGAGAAACAUGUCCAUUACAGUGAAGGAUCAGCGGAAAGCCAUCAGGGCCCUUCUAAUCUGGGUUCAGAGGAAAACCAGAAAGUAUGGCGUUGCAGUCCAGGACUUUACAAGUAGUUGGAGGAGUGGCCUUGCCUUCUUAGCUGUCAUAAAAGCCAUCGAUUGUACUUUGGUAGACAUGAAGCAUGCACUGGAGAAAUCAGCACGAGAAAACCUGGAGGAUGCUUUCAGCAUAGCACAGAAUAAACUGGGUGUCCCUCGGCUCCUCGAACCAGAAGAUAUCAUGGUGGAGUCACCCGAUGAACAGUCAAUUGUGACAUAUGUGGCACAAUUUCUGGAGCACUUCCCAGAGCUGGAAGGGGAAGACUUCACAGAUCCUGACAAGGAACUUCCAAUUGAGUCCACAUAUGUCCACAUCAAAGACACGCCGUCAGAAAAGGAAGGCAGAAUCUUGAUUUUAAGUGAAAGUGAACAAAACAUGUAUACUGUUAAUCACGAGAGGAGUCAUCCAGCUCCUCCAAAGGUCCAUAUCCAUGAUAUCCCUGAGAGAAUCCCAUCAGAAACCACUUCUGAAAAUUGUAAUGGGAAACUGAGUCAAGUGUUAGGCGAUUUACAGGGAAUGUCUGAAGAGGAGCCUCAAAGGCCUACCUCACUGAAAAUUACAGGACCUGUCAGUUUUGAAUCCAAUUCCUCUUUGGAGGUUCUAAAUGAUAAAUUCAUACCAGGUGAAGAGAGCAUCUCUGAUGAUGCACUGAAACAGAAUGAUGACCUUUCUCCAGCUAUUCUGACACAUCAGAAAAAUUCUGUUGACUCUUUUGAAGAAUACUCUGAAGAAUUAACUAAGGAAACCCCUACUGAAUAUGACAACGAAACCAAGAGCCUUUCAGCCAAUACUUCUUCUUUGAGUCCAUUAUCCUGGACUUCAGGUAUCCUUACAGAUGAUUCUAUUAAUAAAGUCGAAGAGAGCAAACCCCAGUCUUCAAUUCUAUUGCCAGAAGAUACAUCAAAACAAGAAGAUACACAGAAGUACAUUCUCCACCUUCUAAAUGAGGAAAUACAGACACUUCCACAAGAUGAACAUACAAAGGAAUCACCCGUCCUCGAGACAAUAGAAAUGAACCCUUGUUCACCAAAUGCUUCUAAACUCGAAAGCCAAGAACUAUCUACACAGCAUGAAACAUCUGAUGACUCUCUCUCAGACGUACCUAAAACUCCAGAGGACCUGGACAGCUGUGAUGAAGUUGAGUCUGCAGCUGAAGUGCUACCCAGUUCUUCGAAAGUAUCCGUGAUACCCCAUGAUCUCUUUUAUUAUCCACAUUAUAAUGUUCCCAUAUCAGCAGUUCUGAACGCUUACCUCGAGCCUUGCAUUGAAAGUUAUGAUACAGGAAAUGAAAAAGCUUCUUCUGAAACAGUAACAAAUGUUUUACAUGACAAGAACUUACCAGAACAGGACCACAAGGAAGAUGCUCCAGAGCCAGACUUGGAGAAUAAGCUAGGUACCCCUCCAUCAGAAACAGAAACUGAGAACAGUGAGGAGGAAACUACAAAAACAAGCAGUCAGGUGAAUUCUUCUGAUGAAAAAGAAGUGCCAUUACUUGUAGAAGAGUUAGAAAUAGAAGAAGAUGGCAAUAUGGCCACCAACCAUGAUUCCACUAUUCCACAACAUCCUGAGGCCAUAGCAGAAUAUCUAGAAGAUUUACCAAUAGCCAUAAAGACACCAGAAGAAAAUAGUAAUAGGGAGGAGGAAGAGAAAAAUAUAAUUGAAGAAGAUUUGCAGAUCUCAGAAGUUGUGACUACUACUCUGUCACAAGAUGACCUGGAAGAAAAUGCUGAAUUCCAGGAAUUUACCAGAGGCAAUGACAGUGAUGCCAACAUUCAUCUCCGAAAAAGGUUUUCUCGUAAUGCUUCUGAGGAGGAAACCUAUGGUGUAAAUGAGGAAAAGAUGACAGCUAUGGGUGAAAAUCCAUUAUUCAUCGGGAAGAAAAAGGACUUGGAAGCAAGCGAGACUCCAGCACCAACUCAUGAGAUAACGAUUUUUGAGCAGCCAGAGCUAUUCUACUUUAUCAUUUUCUUCUGGGUGCUGGUCUACUGCCUUUUACUCCUUCCACAGCUUCUUAGCAACAAAGCUUGACCUGUGUGAGGUGUGGAAAAUAAAGGGAUGGUGGCUGGAUUGCUUUGUGUAUCUGCAUAUGAAUAUGUUCCUUCAGGUGAAGCACAAACAGAAAUCCAGGACCUGGUAUUUGUGUUUCUUAUCAGGUUGUCUUCAAUUCCGCUACUGUUGUGCUAUGACAGUGUCAAAGCACGUUUUAUAUUAUGGUAAUUGUGUAAAUAUAUAUAAAAAUUAUCUGAUUUAGUAGAUGCAAUUUUGUACAUUUGUGCCUUGCUUUAUAAGAUGCUAAAUAAAACCAGAUUAUUAUCAGUAGAAGUAUGAACAAUUCAGAGCUCUAGUCUUCAAAAAUUAUUCUUCUGGCUUCAUUUUCUUAUGUAGGGACUGAUAGCUGUGGAAGAGGGAUGGUGUUACCUCUGGAUCUGACCACCUGCAGGCAAGGCUAGAAAUGCUUCUUCACAUUUUCCAUUUGAAAGUUGGAGGCAGAGCAGAGAUACAGGUAGUGAAUCACACACCAGGAAUUGAUUACAGUCUGAGCAGCAAAUCCAGUGGAGCAACAAAAUCAGGUUGAGGGUUCAUUGGGGUAGGGAAGUUUGACUUUUUUAGGAUUUAAAGUAAUUUUUCUCCUGUAUGAUUUGAUAUGUUUGAUUUGCAGCAAUAAAUUGGGUAUGAAGAUGUGUGAAUAACAUACGUGUUAGCUGCUUCUUAAGAGACUUUGUAUGGGAAAUCCCAGGCCAGAAACUAAAGUUUUUUAAAAGUACCUCAGUGCUUCUGAGUCUGCUUCUGCUUCAAUUUCUUUUCUGCUUUUAUUUACACAUCGCAGAAAGAUUUCUCUCUUUUGCAGAUACAAAAAAUAAUAGGUAAGCAGCUUUGCUGAGGCUACUGGUAAGGCACUAGGGCAUGGUAAAAGAAUUAGAAAUAUCUUUUAAGUGUCCAAUUCAAUUGAGAAAGAAAUGACAGAUAUAAAACUAAAUACAGAGAAGUGCUGACAACCAGUAUUGACUUCCUAGCACAACUGAAGAGGUUCCUGUGGGUCAUCCAUGGGCACAGUUGAGCCGCUUCUGCCUCUUUUAAGUUCUGUCCACAUUAAUGAUCACUUUAGGCUAUUUGAUAUAGAAUUUUUCCCAGAGAAGGUGUAAUCCAUGCUUUGUAGGACAAAAGAGAAGUCUUCAAUUUCAUAGUAAUAACUUUUCUCUGUGUGACUUUCAGUGAAGUCACUACUCCUCAUUGGCACAUUUUUAGUUUCACUGGACGCUUUAUGAGAAUACAUCACAUUGCUGCUUCCACCUGAAAAUUCAGAAGGUUCACUGCAAUGUGCUUCCUAAAAUGAAGGGUGUUAUAAUUUUACACUGAAUGAAAAAUAAAUGACAUGGCUAUAAGUUUUACAUAUUUUGUUGUAGCAUAAUGUGUAUCCCUAUCCUGGCUAAAUUUUCAGAUGAACUAAUAGCACCUGGGAUCAAGAUACUUUAAAAUAUAUAGCAAUUUAUUUGCAGGUAUUUAAAACCUGUCUGUAGUCAUGUUAUCUGCUGAGGUAAUCCUAACCAUCUGUCAUACUUCAUUCUUCUUCAUAAGCUUUUUGUUCCCCUGGGAUUUUUCUCCUGAGCUGCAGUUAGAAUCCAAUAGAAGUAAGGAAUGACAGGAGAUCUUAAACAUUGAAGAUAAAAUUCUGGACACUUUUCAACAAAGCUGAAAUCUUUCCUAUUCUGUCCUGCCACUGUUAACUAGAGCUGGAUUAAUCCCAUGAACCUAGAAAUAAGUUCCAUUGUUUUCGGUGAUGAAAAGAUCCAAAUGUCCCAACUUAAUUUGGUUUAAAUAAGCUUAAGUAAAAAAAACAAAACAAAACAAAACAAAACAAAAAACAACAAAACAAAACAAAACACCAAAAACCCACAAACCCAAACAUUUCUUUCAUCUUGUUCACGAAAAUAGUCAAGAUUUUGAGUCAGCCGAUUUUGUGAUCCAUUAACCUGUUUGUGCCUAUUGUGGAAGACAACGAUACUUUUUACAGAAAAAAAAACUAUAUUAGAAUUUUUGAAAGUGCUUUCUGGAAGUAGGCUAAAAUAAAAAAUUGAAGGGUUAGUGCUUUUUCCUCUGAAAGAAUAAAACUUAGUACAAGAAAAGUUUUAUGCUUAUCCUGAAAAUCAGGGAAUAUCAGGCUGGGGUAUAGCAUCUAUUUAAUAGCAGCAAGCAGCAGUGCUCUACACUAGUUUCGAGCAAAACUAUUGACAGCUUUUCAUUAUGUUCCACUCUUCAUAGGCUUCUUUGGUUUAUGAUAACUUUUUCUGACCCCUUAGAUCUUUACUCUGGUUCUUCCAUGUUUAUUAAUCUUCAGCAGAAGCUGUUUGCAGCUGGAUUGCAGUCUCUUUAUAGGGCUUUACAGCUAUCAAAGUUCAAUCAAUGCUCCCUUCUUUUUUCUUUCCUCCUAAGAAAAUUAAUGAGGAUGAGGAGCUCUUUGGAUGUCUUAGCUAAACUACUGACAUCCAUGAAGAAUGGAAAGGUGAAUGGGAAUGUGCAGUUGCCAGAAAUGUCAUCACACACUAUUUUUGUCCAAGAAGGAGAAAACCCAAGGUUCUCUUUAUUACCUGCCACUGAUGAAUAGCGACUGAUACAUUGAAAUUAAAUGUCAAACAGCAUCCCACAAUUGUCUUAGUCAUCUCAGCCAGUGUUUCAACUGAUGUACACUAUCCAGUCUAUCCCACUGAGAGACAGAGAUUGCUUCAUCCAUCCAUAACAGAUGAAAAAAAAAAAAAAUACUAGGUCAUUUCAUGAUACUUGAUAUAAUAUUGCUUUCAAUUUUUGGGUUUUGUUGUGGGUGUGCUAUAAUAGAAGCAGUGUACCUUACCCAGCCAUUCCAUGGGUGAGAAGAUCCAGGGUAAAGCACUAAGAGUGAUUACACUGGUGUUGUCAAUUGUGCUUAAAAAAAUUACUGAACUCUUCAAGAGUUUUUUGCCUUUACCUGGACAUCUGACACCUGCAUAAGCAGCAGCUUCCUCCAGUUAAACUGACUGGUGAGCCUGCAUCUCUUCUUCCACAGUGCAAGUCCAAUUCCUUAAUGUAAGUGCCCUCUUCCGAAAACACUGCUUGGUUUUGGGGUUUGUGGCCUAUUCUGAGCUACUGCCUAAAAGCCUGAUUAUGAAACAUUUAUUAUGGCAAAGCCUGUUUUUAACUUACUGCCCAGAGGAAUGGUUGGAGAUAGUGGAGGGUUUAAACCCUGGUGGGCAAUCCACUGUCUAACCCAUUUGCCAACAGAUAUGUGCACUGUCUUAAUACCGAAGUUUUUGCAGAACUUUUGCCUGGGUUGAAAAAUGCUCAUCUUGAACUGACCACAUCUGGUAUAUUGAUUUAGUGGCUUAAUUCAGAUAUAUAGGGGUACUAAUCUGUUAAGACUCUUUCUAAAACCUGCUGGUUUUGAGCAAAUGUGGGUAGCAGAGCAUUGUGACGUGUAAGUGUCAGGAAGUGCCUUGAGGAUCACUGGAUAAAGGAUGUUUGGUGUUUACAGAAGCAGCAUUAAAGAGAGUGGCAACUGUACUAGGAUGGUUCAAUGUCAUUGUAGUCACGUAACUUAACUGCAAAGUGUUCCAUCAUGAUUUUAUAGAAAGUGCAAGGAAAGAUACACUGCUAAAGACAGAACCCCACUAAGAAUUUAUGGGGCAGAUGACUUAGAGUUGAGGAAAUGAGUUAAACAGUCACAUAAUCUACAAACUGACCAGAAUAUAGCUUUUGCCAAUUUGUAGGAAAUUAUCAGUGCAAAGGCAGGGUAAGCACAGACUACAGUAAAAAACGACAAUCAGUUUUCAGUGCCAUGAAUAUUUUUGAGAGAUUGAGCUCUAAAAUGUAUUUUUAUUCAGUUUCUAGAUUGUAAUGAAUGUGUCUACAGAAUUUUAUGCAAAGCUUGAGAGUUCAGCUGUUUUAAAAUAAUUUUUUUUAUAUAGCAGUGAUUAUUUUAUCUAUAUAUUUAAUAGAACUGUAAAACCAUUUUAAGAGUACCUGUAAAAUUCUAUGUAUGUGAUACAAUUAUUUAUUAAUAAUGACUCAUGAGAAUGAACAUUAAGCUAUGCAUUGGUUGUGUCAUCCAUCUGAAAACUGGAAACUGCAAACAGAAGAGCUUUUAAUGAACAGCAGAUCUGAAAAGCAGGGAAAAUGAUUGAAUACAUUUGUGUGAUUCAUAAAGCUGCAUAGCAAUAUGUCAUUUUGUGAUGUUCAACUUUCAGCUAGAGUUGCAAAAUAUACAGUGAUUGAGCUACUUUCUUCCAUUAAAACUUCCUGAGGCUGAAA